AUGAAGACUGCCCUCUUCUCCUUGUUCCUGCUGGUCUUUGUUGGUCUCGCGGCGGCUUGGUCGAAAGAAGAUUAUGAAAUCUUCCGACUCCGCGAUGAGCUGGUCACUGCUGAAGGUGCCAACGUGACCUUUUAUGACUUCCUCGAGAUUCGUCCCAAUGCCAAUCAAGAUCAAAUCAUCAAGGCCCAUCGCCAAAAGUCGCGAAACCUGCACCCUGACAAGGUUCGCCGCACCUUCAUUGCCAACUACUCCAAGGACAAGUCCAAGGCCAAGUCCGCCAACGGUGUCAACGUGAACAAAGGCCCCUCGAAGCGGGAGGUGGACGCUGCUGUCAAGGCGGCCAAUGCUCGCUCGGCACGACUGAACCUCGUCGCCAAUGUGCUCAAGGGACCCGGUCGUGAGCGUUACGAUCACUUCCUGAAGAAUGGUUUUCCGCUUUGGAAGGGUACCGGCUACUACUACGAUCGCUUCCGCCCCGGUCUGGGAUCGGUCCUGCUGGGACUCUUCCUGGUCUUUGGUGGCGCGGCCCACUAUGGUGCCUUAUACUUGGGCUGGAAGCGUCAGCGUGAGUUUGUCGACCGGUAUAUUCGUCACGCACGCCGUGCUGCUUGGGGUGACGAGUUGGGUGUGCGCGGAAUUCCCGGGGUGGUCUCUGCCCCCGCUCCGGCUCCUGCCCCGGCUCCUGAGACCCCCGAGGGAGGCGCCAUGGCCAUGAACCGCCGCCAGAAGCGCAUGAUGGACAAGGAGAAUCGCAAGGAGAAGAAGACUGGCCGGGCGAACGGACGUGGCGUUACUAGCUCCGCCCCGGCCUCUGGUACCUCGACCCCGACCGAGCAGCCCACGUCCGUCGGCGAGCGCAAGCGCGUGGUUGCCGAGAAUGGCAAGGUUCUGAUCGUGGACUCAAUUGGUAAUGUCUUCCUCGAGGAACAGAAUGAGGAAGGUGAGAAGCAAGAAUUCCUGCUGGAUAUCGAGGAGAUUCAACGUCCCUCUGUGCGGGACACCAUCGUGUGCAAGCUGCCCGUUUGGGCCUACAACAAGGUCGUUGGUCGCCUGUUUGGCUCUACAGAGACUCUCGAGGAAGAGGAGGAAGUGUCUGCUGCCGAGGCAAUUGUCGAGGAUACUGCCGAGACCACUGCGAAGACCAAGUCAUCUGCACGUCGUCGCGGUAAGCGCAAUCAGCGGUCAUAA
Penicillium diatomitis is the source of this 1188-nucleotide messenger RNA. RefSeq lists its product as uncharacterized. The coding region runs from base 1 to 1188 and encodes 395 amino acids. NCBI's taxonomy places the organism in Eukaryota, Fungi, Ascomycota, Eurotiomycetes, Eurotiales, Aspergillaceae. The transcript has 3 exons. The record is from RefSeq and is a predicted model, not a curated record. Gene Ontology annotation, cellular component: endomembrane system.